AUUUGAGCGUCAUAUUUUGAAAUGUUUAGUUUUAAUGUUUUUAAAUUAUAAAUGUUUACCCAGUGAUGCCCCAUAAGGCCUACUAUAAUAAUUAUGUAGUUACCUUGAUAUUAACAGGAGUUAUUAUGGGAGCCAUUUUAAUAAUUUCUGGAUUUGUGAGAUGGCGUACUCUGAUUGUAGCUGAAGCAUUGUCCUCGACGAAAGAAUGGUUCAAAGUGUUAGGAAUAUUCAUGAUGUCCAGCAACGCUGUAGGUUUUAUAUCAGUCCAAUCCAAGAGUAGAGGGUUGCGGUGGGUAUAUCUAGCGAUAACACUAAUAAUAGCUAUAGUGCUGAUAGCUCAUUCAUACGAUGAUUUGAAGAAUCGACAAAAAGUGGUACGAACGACUGAAGAGAUACUAGAAUUCAGCUAUCUCCAUUAUAAAAUGCCUCAUUAUCAAAAAAAAGUCGAUAACUUUCAAAGAAGGCAGCGAUGUUGUGGUUACAAUGGUACAAAUGACGUUCACGUGCAAACAGAAACCGGCCUGGUACUGAGCUGUUGUAGACCAAAGUAUACAACCUGUACCAACGAAACCGCAUUUGCACGUGGCUGUGUUACUAAAGUAGAGGUCUCCUACAAACUCUUAAUUAUGUGCUCUGUAAUGGGAAUUGUGGGGGCUCUUGGUCAUUUAUUAAUUAUAAUAUCUAUGGUAUAUUUAAGUGUAAAGCAUCUCUUGGAAGUUCACCAUAGAAAUACACUUUUUGCUGGUAGAGUAAACCGAAGCGAAUCUCGCAUUCGUGUAAAUCAAUCUGAUAGAGUUAGCAGCGUUAAUUUUCGAGAAGAUGACGAAGAUUUCGGUUAGUAAGAGAAAAUACAUGUAUCAUCAAUUUUAUGUAGAGCAGUAAGCACUAAACAUACCAUUUCUUUGAAGAGAAUACCAGAAUCGAGACAAAACAAAAAAUAUGAGAAUUAAACAUAAAAAUAAUAAAUAUCAACAGCAAAUAAGAUGAAAAAGUGUGAUCCAAAUAACACCUUUGUAGAGGUUAGAAGUGAUAGUAAAAUAAAUAAAAUUCAGGAACUUA
Diabrotica virgifera virgifera (western corn rootworm) is the source of this 1059-nucleotide messenger RNA. RefSeq lists its product as uncharacterized. NCBI's taxonomy places the organism in Eukaryota, Metazoa, Arthropoda, Insecta, Coleoptera, Chrysomelidae. The transcript has 2 exons. Gene Ontology annotation, cellular component: membrane. Bases 66 to 839 code for a protein of 257 amino acids. The record is from RefSeq and is a predicted model, not a curated record.